Molecule: messenger RNA, 2004 nt
Organism: Orycteropus afer afer
Lineage: Eukaryota; Metazoa; Chordata; Mammalia; Tubulidentata; Orycteropodidae
Gene: PADI4
Product: peptidyl arginine deiminase 4
Exons: 16
Coding region: 1-2004 (667 amino acids)
Cellular component (GO): cytoplasm
Molecular function (GO): protein-arginine deiminase activity; calcium ion binding
Source: RefSeq, a predicted model, not a curated record
AUGGCCCAAGGGGCAGUGAUCUGUGUGGUCCCGGAGCAGCCCACCCAUGCUGUGUGCGUGCUGGCCACCGAGUCUCGGGUCGACAUCUUCAGCUUUGCCCCUAAGGGCUGCACAUCCUUCAGCAUCAAUGCCUCCUCAGAAGUGGUCGUGAAUGUUGCCCACAUCCCUCCAGUCAAGAAAAAUCCCACAGGUUCUUCCAAAUGGCCCCUGGAUCCUAGGCUGGAGGUGACCGUGAAGGUGAAAGCUUCUAGCAGUAGCAUAAGUGACCAGAAGGUUCAAAUUUCAUACUAUGGACCCAAGUCCCCACCAACCCAAGCCCUGCUCUACCUCACUGGAGUUGAAAUCUCCCUGCACACGGACAUCACCCGCACAGGCAAAGUGAAGCCGGCAGGAACCAAGAACUACCAGAGAAAUUGGACCUGGGGCCCUCACAGACAAGGUGCCAUCCUGUUGGUGAACUGCGACAAAGAUAAUCCUACAUCCUCCACCAUGGACUUCAAGGAUGAUGAGGCACAUGACAGCAAAGACCUGCAGGACAUGUCUCUGAUGACCUUGAGCACACAGACCCCCAACGGUUUCUUCACCAAGUACCAACUAGUGCUCCAUGUGGCCAAAUCAGAGAUGGACAAAGUGCGUGUGUUUCACGCCAAACGGAACAAGUCACCCUCCAAAUAUAAGAUAGUCCUGGGACCCCAGAAGCCGUGCCAUGCCCUGGAGCUCCCCGAUGGCCAGCACAGCACCGACUUCUACGUGGAGGGCCUUGCUUUCCCAAAUGUCAGCUUCCCAGGGCUCAUUUCCCUCAGUGUCUCCCUUUUGGACAUAUCCAGCCAGGAGACCCCUGAAACCCUGGUUUUCCAAGACAGCGUGACCUUCCGUGUGGCCCCAUGGAUCAUGACCCCCAACACCCAGCCCCCACAGGAGGUGUAUGUGUGCAGGAUUUCUGAAAACGAUGACUUCCUGAAGUCACUGACCACUCUGGCCAAGAAAGCCAAGUGCAAGCUAACUAUCUGCCCUGAGGACAAGAACGACAAUGACCAGUGGAUGCAGGAUGAAAUGGAGAUUGGCUAUACCCAAGCCCCACAUAAAACGUUGCCAGUGGUCUUCGACUCCCCACGGAACAGAGGCCUGAAGGACUUCCCCAUCAAACGUGUGCUGGGUCCAGAUUUUGGCUAUGUGACUCAAGAGCCCAAAAGAGGGAAAAUCACUGGUCUUGAUGCCUUUGGGAACCUGGAAGUGAGCCCUCCAGUCACAGUUGGGGGGAAGAACUAUCCACUUGGCAGGAUUCUUUUUGGGAGUAGCAGUUACCCCAGCAAUGAAAGCCGGGAGAUGCACCAGGCCCUGCAAGGCUUCCUCGCUGCCCAGCAGGUGCAGGCCCCAGUGAAGCUCUAUUCUGACUGGUUAUAUGUGGGCCACGUGGACGAGUUCCUGAGCUUUGUGCCAGCGAAGAACAGGAAGGGCUUCCGGUUGCUCCUGGCCAGCCCCAGGGCCUGCUACAAACUGUUCCAGGAACUGGAGAAGGAGGGCCACGGGGAGGCUCUGCUGUUUAAAGGGAUCGAGAGAAAAAAACAGCAGGAAAUAAAGAACAUUCUAUCGAACAAGAAAUUGAGAGAACAGAAUUCAUACGCAGAGCGCUGCAUCGACUGGAACCGAGAGGUGCUGAAGCGGGAGCUGAGCCUGGAGGAGUGCGACAUCAUUGACAUCCCCCAGCUCUACCAUCUCCAGGAGUAUGACAAAGGGAUCCUGAAGGCCGAUGCCUUUUUCCCAAACAUGGUAAACAUGCUGGUGCUAGGGAAGUACCUGGGCAUCCCCAAGCCCUUCGGACCCAUCAUCAAUGGCCAGUGCUGCCUGGAGGAGAAGGUGCGGUCCCUGCUGGAGCCACUGGGCCUGCACUGCACCUUCAUCGACGACCUUGCCGCCUACCACCUUCAUCGCGGGGAGGUGCACUGUGGCACCAACGUGCGUCGGAAGCCCUUCUCCUUCAAGUGGUGGAACAUGGUGCUCUGA